Molecule: messenger RNA, 2335 nt
Organism: Glycine soja
Lineage: Eukaryota; Viridiplantae; Streptophyta; Magnoliopsida; Fabales; Fabaceae
Product: sodium/hydrogen exchanger 1-like
Exons: 15
Coding region: 514-2157 (547 amino acids)
Biological process (GO): proton transmembrane transport; regulation of stomatal closure; regulation of pH
Cellular component (GO): membrane
Molecular function (GO): sodium:proton antiporter activity
Source: RefSeq, a predicted model, not a curated record
UUGUCUUCUAUUUUUCUCCGAGUUUUUCUCUUCUGCUGCAACCAAACAAAUAUCUGCAACAUUCUCUCAACUCAUUCAUUAUUCUCUUUGUUUCUCUUCCUCAUUUCGCUUUUGCACCCUCCUUGGAAUCAUUGCACGCAGCUUAAAACUGAAAAACUGAAAAUUUCACAUUGCAAUCUGCUAAGAACUCGAACGAGAGUUUGGUUCCUUUGGUUUCUCUUUUCACCACAAAAUUAAUAUUAGGUGCUCUUUCCACGUAAAACGUUUGCAUGUUCAUUAUGUCACGUGAAUUAAUGCUGAACUCAUGAGAGACUUUAAUUAGUUGUUGCAAUUUAUAAGAUUGAAAUUAAGGAGGCUCUUGAAAUGAGUACAGCUCCAAAAACUAUAUAUAUAUAUAGAUAGAUAGAUAUAUGAAUAUGGGCUUGGAUUGUAAAGUGGCAUUGCACGUUGUAUAACUCAAGAAAGAAAAGCUGAAUUUCGUUGCAAACUGGUUCUGUGAUAGAGGGUGACAAAAUGGGUGGUGAAUUAAGUUACGUGCUUUCAAAAAUGGAAAUGCUAACUUCAGAUCAUGCCUCCGUUGUGUCCAUGAACAUUUUCGUGGCUCUGCUUUGUGCUUGCAUUGUCAUUGGCCAUCUUCUUGAGGAGAAUCGGUGGCUGAAUGAGUCUAUCACUGCCCUUUUGAUAGGUAUUUGCACUGGGGUAGUCAUUUUGUUGUUGAGUCGCGGUAAAAGCUCGCAUCUUCUAGUUUUCAGUGAAGAUCUUUUCUUUAUAUACCUUCUGCCACCUAUCAUAUUUAAUGCCGGGUUUCAGGUUAAAAAGAAACAGUUUUUUGUUAACUUCAUUACCAUUACCCUGUUUGGAGCUGUUGGUACAUUAAUAAGUUGUAGCAUCAUAACUUUUGGUGUCACGCAAAUUUUUAAGAGAAUGGGUGUUGGUAAAUCACUGGAUAUGGGGGAUUAUCUAGCAAUUGGUGCAAUAUUUGCUGCAACAGAUUCUGUCUGCACAUUGCAGGUGCUAAACCAGGAUGAGACACCUUUACUGUACAGUCUUGUAUUUGGCGAGGGUGUUGUGAAUGAUGCUACAUCUGUGGUGCUUUUCAAUGCAAUCAAAAGUUUUGACCUCAACAAAAUUGACCACAGAAUUGGUUUGCAUUUUUUUGGCAACUUCUUGUAUCUGUUUACCACAAGCACCUUGCUUGGGGUCUUGGCUGGUCUACUUAGCGCUUACAUUAUUAAAACGCUGUAUAUUGGCAGGCACUCUACAGAUCGUGAGGUUGCUCUUAUGAUGCUAAUGGCAUACCUUUCCUACAUUCUGGCUGAAUUAUGGUAUCUGAGUGGCAUUCUCACUGUAUUCUUCUGUGGGAUUGUUAUGUCUCAUUAUACUUGGCAUAAUGUGACUGAGAGCUCGAGAAUAACUACCAAACAUGCUUUUGCAACUCUCUCAUUUGUUCUUGAAACCUUUAUCUUCCUUUAUGUUGGUAUGGAUGCCUUGGACAUUGAAAAGUGGAGGUUUGUUAGUGAUAGGCCUAAAACAUCUGUUGCUGUGAGUUCAGUUUUAUUGGGUCUAGUGCUUGCUGGAAGAGCAGCCUUUGUUUUUCCCCUAUCCUUCUUAUCCAACCUCACUAAAAAGACGCAAAGUGAAAAAAUAAGUUUCAGGGAGCAGGUGAUAAUUUGGUGGGCUGGUCUUAUGAGAGGUGCUGUUUCAAUGGCACUUGCCUACAAUCAGUUCACCUUGUCCGGUCACACUGAACUGCGAACCAAUGCCAUCAUGAUCACCAGCACCAUUACUGUUGUGCUUGUCAGCACAAUGGUGUUUGGUUUGAUGACUAAGCCACUCAUAAGGUUUUUGCUGCCUAUUAACCCCCCUCCUAAACGCAAAAACAGCAUGUCAGAUAUAGGUUCAUUUAAUAAUUCCCCCAAAUCAAUCACUAUGCCCUUUCUUGGAGGCUCCCAAGAUUCUGAAAACGAAUUUGAUGGCAGUGAAAAUCAACGUCCAAGCAGUAUUCGUGCCUUACUAACAACUCCAACACAUACCGUUCAUCAACUAUGGCGUAAUUUUGAUAAUUCAUUUAUGCGUCCAGUUUUUGGUGGUAGGGGAUUUGUUCCUGUAGUUCCUACCUCAACAACCGCUCGCACCAUUAAUCAACAAUGGCAUUAAGAAGAGUGCCCAGAAACUGUAUAUUAUUGUAAACUGAAAAUUUUGUGAAGAUCAAGCAACGCAUGUAUAAAAAACACGUUAAGUUUGGUAGAGUUUUUUGGGUAGUGAGAAAUCUUUGUGCCAUGAGUUUUAUCAUCCUGUACAAGUGACUAGUGCGAGAAUUGUAAAUUUUCAGUUA